AUGGAAACAUUGAAAGAAGCAAAAACUCUUCUUGGAUGUUUCAUAAUGAAAUUUGAUUUCAACGAGUACGUGUCUAAGAUCUUCCCAUUGACUAGAAGUUUAGAUAUGCGGAGAAUUUGCACGCAUGACGAGAUUAGCUCAUUUGUGACCACACGAAAUUUAGCAGAAGCAGACAAAAAAGAGAAACUCUUCUUUUAUCGUCCAUUAUAA
This is a messenger RNA of Clunio marinus, 210 nucleotides long. The record is from the annotation of a GenBank genome assembly. NCBI's taxonomy places the organism in Eukaryota, Metazoa, Arthropoda, Insecta, Diptera, Chironomidae.